UCAAAUAUGGUCCUGCUUCAAUAAAAAUGGCGGCGCCCAUGGAAUGGUAACUCUGUAAACAACGAAAAGUGGCACUGCAGACUGAUUUCCAACACUUAAGCUACGGUGAUGUGAAAAGAGCACGUGGAGGAAAUCACUGAACGAAUGACACACUAGGGUUCAAGUUUCGUAAAUACUUGAUUGACGGUUCAUCACCUGGAUGUUCAACCUCAUCUUUGGACGAAGCCUGAGCAGCAGAGUAACAACACAGGCAGCCGUGAGCGGAUGGAGCAUUAAGAAGAGGAGGCUACGACUGGCUGCUGUAGUAGCAACUGCUGGGAUAGGGGGAGGUUUUAUUUUAUACCGUGAGUGGAUCAGCCUGGACAAAUCAGUCCACUUCAAGACGGAUGCAUCGAUACCAGACCAGCGACAGACCUACAUAUAUAUCAGCCCAACUCCCCCUGGAGAUGACCUGGUUACCCAAAUGAGGAGUAAAGUCAAAUGGAGGUUGUCAAUCCUGGAGCACUUCCUUGAAGACAAACACCCAGAUGUCCUCUCCAAGUUACCCCUGGACCGGACGAGCGACGACCCCUGGCGUUUACUCAAGAGGGCCCAGUCAGACAACCCGCAACGCAGACUAGCUGCGGUGGCUAAACUGGCCAAGAAACACCACUGGCUCGACGCUGAAUAUAGAGCCAUUGCACAAGCGUGUGAUCAAAGGACACUGAUUGGUCUAGCCAGGUCAGCUGACGUGGAUACCAGGUUCUUUCUGGCCCCGCCCUCUCUGAAUGACUUCAAGGAGAGCACAGAGGAAGGUUUCAAGAAGCUUCUGGGUGCUCUACCGAGAGACAAGAUUGACCGAUGUACGGAGUUCUUCACCCUGAGGGCCAUGACAGAAGGGAAGACAGUCCAAGCCCAUGAUCAGACUGGGGCGCUGUGUUUCGGCGGCAACACCUUGACCUUUGUUACGGGGCUCAGCAAGAUCCCCGAGGAGGCGAGGGAGACAGUCAACCUGCAGGCUCUCGUCAGUCACUCAGAGGUUCCCAGCCAUUGUGAGGAGAUUGCCAAUCAUGGAGGCCUGCAGCUACUGAUGAAGCUACGCAACUCCAAGGCGGCAGAGGGCAGUCUCAAGAUUCAGUGCUACAUCGCUCGCAUCCUAGCUAACAUGGCGCUCAAUGAGCAUCUACAUUCCAAGAUUGUACAGGCAGGCUGGGUUACUGUCCUUGCCUCCUGGGUGAAGUCGGACUGUAUCCCUCUGGCUGCCCACGCUGCCAGGGCCCUGGUCAAUCUGGAUCGCGAUGCCGUGACGGAGAAGUUUGAUGACGGUAUCUUUCUACUGCACCCCCAAACCAGAACGAGGCAAGCAUUGGAGGCUGAUGUGGUAUUUGUGCACGGCCUCCUGGGCGGAGCCUUCAAGACGUGGAGGCAGCAGGACAAGGUGAGCAAGACAACCAAAGAGUCACAGCAGGAGGAGGGCAAGGAGGAAGAGAUGAACCUAGCUGAUGAGGAAUGGACAGAUUGCUGGCCUAAGACUUGGUUGUCCAAGGACUGUUCCCAAAUGCGCAUACUGACCAUCUCCUACGACACCCACAUAACUGAGUGGUCCGCCAAGUGCCCCUUCGAGAGUGACAAACGGUCACUGGCCAACCGUUCGGCAGAGAUUCUAAACAAAUUGCAUCGGACAGGUGUGGGCCAGAGACCUGUUAUAUGGGUGUCCCAUUCCAUGGGAGGACUACUGGUAAAACAGAUGCUGCUGGAUGCCUGCGAACAACCUGAACUGGAGAAUAUUGCUGAUAAUACGCACGGCGUGGUGUUCUUCAGUACGCCGCACCACGGUUCCUCCCUGGCUGCAGCAUCCCAGCAGGCCAAGCUCCUUAUCUAUCCAUCAGUAGAAGUCAAGGAACUAGUCCAAGAUUCCCCCUCCCUGAAGAAUCUUCACGGCCGUUUCCGGGCUUUUGUGCAGAUGAGACGUCUGCCCGUGCUCAGCUUCGGCGAAACCAAGCCCAUGAGUAUUGGGCUCGGGGUUAAGACAGUCGUGGUUCCUGUCGAAUCCUCACAUCCUGGAUAUGGUGAGUACCAUUCCCUGGACGUCAACCACCUAGAGAUCUGCAAGCCCCCAAGCCAGCGCUCCCUCCUCUAUCAGCUGACUCUACGGUUCAUCAACCACUCCGUGCCCCGCUCCCUGCCCCACAUGCUGUCGGAGAGACUCCGGGAAGAUUUGGAUGGGGAGGACACGGCCGAAGUCUUCUAUCCGCUGGGCAUGAGCUUCGGCGAAUAAUUCCAAGCAGUAUUCAGUCAAACUUGAUCGUGCAUUCCAUGCUGCGUUUGGUGCCUGCAAGAUUUCACUAAAUUGAAAAUAGAGUCAGUGAAUUAAAAAUUGAAAGUUGAACAAAGAAAUUGACUGGAGCAGGGUUUGAACAUGGGACCGCCCUUGUGGCAGAUUUGAUUAUUUGAAAUAAAAAGCCGCAUCCUCUCCAAGUGAUUAGAUCACAGUUAGCCAUUUUCCAGGUUUGCAGCAUUGCUAAUGUUGCUAUGGGCCUUAUUCACGAGUCGGCCAUAUUGAAUUGGAAGUGAGGUAAAAUCUUCUUUUUUUU
Messenger RNA from Patiria miniata (bat star), 2573 nucleotides. It is a transcript of the gene serac1, whose product is annotated as protein SERAC1-like. The transcript has 16 exons. Bases 200 to 2257 code for a protein of 685 amino acids. The record is from RefSeq and is a predicted model, not a curated record. Lineage: Eukaryota; Metazoa; Echinodermata; Asteroidea; Valvatida; Asterinidae.